CAGAAAUGGUCAUACGAUACUUACCGCACGGUGUCAGCGUAAACGCGUUCCCCUGUGAAUGGCCACGGACGCUUGCAUUCAGCUGUUGGCAUUUGUGCAUUUUCCAAAAACCACGACUAACUAGUUCUGCGUAAUUAGCCAUGAGAACGGAGUCCAACGAGAAAUGGAUUGUGUGCCGCGUAUGCUUGAAUGGCGAUGGCGAGGAGACCCUCCAUGAAAUAUUCAGCCAGACGGCCAGCACUCGUCUGGACCAAAUGCUGCACAUCUGCGCUGGGGUACCAGUCAGCCAGGAUGAUAACUUCCCCGAUAAGAUGUGCAGUAAGUGUAUGCGGUGCCUGCGACUGUCCUAUAAGUUCCGGCUCACCUGUCAGCGGUCCCACCAGCACGUCAUGGACAUGCUUGCCCGGGAGGCAAGGAACACCAAUGUGACAGGCGGUGAUGCAGAUAGCCAAAAUCUCUCGGAUGACUUCACCGCUGAGAACGUGUUCAAAGUUUGGGAAGAGGACACGAGCCAGCUAGAAGGCGCCCUAAAGGAGGAAGAGCUUCGAACGGAAGAGGAGGCUCACCAAGAACAAGAAUCCCAUGAGAUGAUCACGUACGUUGUGGAGGGAGCCGAAGGAGAAGAAACCAUUAUAUACGAUGGCAGCAGUGAGGCGGAGAACCCGGAGGUUGUCUUUGAUGGCGUACAGACCGGUAUGGAGGAGGCAGAAUCUUAUGCAGAAUAUGAGGAAUUUGAGGAAUUGGUCCCUGUCGAUAACACUUCCCCUUGCCUUCUACGCCAACGGAAAGAAUCGAGAACGCGCUCAACAAGCGGAUUAAUCCAAAUGGACCAAUUGGCAAGCAACGAUAUGACUGAUUUUGCUCUCAGCUCCGAUGAAAAUGAAAGUGUGUUAGCCGAGGAAAAGCCUAAAUCCAAAACGACGGUCAACAGACAACGCUCUGUCAAAAAACCAUCUCAGGGAAACCGCCCUACUGCGGAUGGAGAUCCCGUCGACCGAAAGCUGGGCCGAAAACCAAGGGAAAAACACUGCACUUAUAUCUGUGAUGUAUGCGGAAAUAUCUAUCCCACCCAGGCCCGUCUUACCGAGCACAUGAAGUUCCACUCGGGUGUAAAGCCCCAUGAAUGCGAGAUUUGCGGACGUGGCUUUGUUCAGAAUCAGCAGCUGGUAAGGCACAUGAACACCCAUACAGGGAACCGGCCUUACAAGUGCAACUAUUGCCCAGCUGCGUUUGCCGAUCGUUCCACAAAGACAAAACAUCAUAGAAUUCACACCAAAGAGCGUCCCUAUGAGUGUGAUGUUUGCUCCAGGACCUUCACCUAUUCGGACAACCUCAAGUUUCACAAGAUGAUCCACACGGGGGAGAAGCCGCACGUUUGUGACCUUUGUGGCAAGGGCUUUGUAAAGGCGUACAAAAUGCGCUUACAUCGAGUGACACAUGAGCGGCGUGGUCAGUGGAAGUCGGCGUCAGAUGUAGAGAUGAAGAACACCGCGGAGACAGUGACGCAAGAAAAGCGCAAUAACUGGAAGGCAUCAGCUGUAGAAAUGAAUGCAGACGACGAUUUUGUUAAGGAAGAGAUAACGGAGUUCCUCACUAGUUAGUUUCAAGUUAAUAUCGUUUAUCUCCAUUGUACUGCGACUUAAAAACAAAAAUUAGUUUAAAAUUUACAAUCAAACAAGGUUAAAUUACAAGCUUUUAUAUUACAAACCUUUUAAAAUCAAUUAGUUUUAGUUUAAACUCCUUAAAAAGUCUUCAAUUGUAUAUA
Molecule: messenger RNA, 1765 nt
Organism: Drosophila serrata
Lineage: Eukaryota; Metazoa; Arthropoda; Insecta; Diptera; Drosophilidae
Gene: trem
Product: trade embargo
Biological process (GO): regulation of transcription by RNA polymerase II
Cellular component (GO): nucleus; PcG protein complex; chromatin
Molecular function (GO): DNA-binding transcription factor activity, RNA polymerase II-specific; RNA polymerase II cis-regulatory region sequence-specific DNA binding; zinc ion binding
Source: RefSeq, a predicted model, not a curated record